This is a messenger RNA of Podospora pseudopauciseta, 432 nucleotides long. RefSeq lists its product as uncharacterized. The transcript has 4 exons. Gene Ontology annotation, biological process: arachidonate metabolic process. Gene Ontology annotation, cellular component: membrane. Bases 1 to 432 code for a protein of 143 amino acids. Lineage: Eukaryota; Fungi; Ascomycota; Sordariomycetes; Sordariales; Podosporaceae. The record is from RefSeq and is a predicted model, not a curated record.
AUGUCAAAGUUACGAUCAGGGAAGUCUCACAAGCCGAUCCUGCUAACCAACUACAACGUCACCGGCCCCGAAUGCGAGAAGUUUGGGCUGAACUACGAAAUUCUGCGUUCAGCAAAUCCCAAGAAUGAGAUAAAGGUCUGGGAAGCUGCGUUGGCAACAUCGGCUGCACCUCCCUACUUCAAGCCGUAUGUUCAAUCUGCUACUGGGAAAUCUUUCGUAGAUGGUGGUUUGCAUUACAAUUGUCCCGCUUGGGUUGCUCAUCAUAAGCGUCAGAUUCUAUGGAAGGAUGUCCAAUAUCAACAGCCCGAUGUACUGCUAUCUCUCGGAACUGGUCGGGUACCAGUCCCCCAGCCAACAAAAAGGGGGUUUCGCAACUUGGUCAACAUCAUCCUCGAUAUGGUUCAGGGCCAACUGAACAGUGAGGAGGCCUGA